GACAGAUGCGCACUGAGUGAGUGCGGGAGCAAAGCUUUGCAAAGAAUACAAGGGAUUCCGUCCUACAGCACAGGCACGAGAGAGACACACAUUCAACAAAGGGAGAAGUGUUUUGGAAUAUCUGCAUCAGUAAAUAACUCAAUAAAAGUGUAUAGAUUAUUAAUAUAUUGAUCCUGGUGACCAUGCUGCUGGUGUUUUUGUUGCUGAUGCUGGCCUGCUGUUCUGCUGCACCAACGGGCAGAGAAGUGACCCGGCUUCCCCAGAGCGCCCUGCAAGCCCUGUCAGAGAGGGGCACAGUGGUGUUGGAGGCUGCCCUGGCUGGUGCCCUCUCAGCUGUGAAUGUCGCCGUGUCGGAGAGCAGUCGGGUGGAGCGGGAGUGUGAGGGCUGUGCACCCUGCCUGUAUCAGGACUGUGGACAGUGGAGCGGUCCCUGCGUAGCUGCCCCAGCAGUCCCGCCUGCGGAGCCAAGCUGCGAGGAGAUUGGGCAAGCGCAGGGCCAAUCAGAUGAGAGGGAGCGGAACUGGGCGCUGAGUCAGACGUGCCGUUUCUACCGGCGGCGCUGCCCAGCUGAGGAGAGCUGUCUGAGAGUAAUGAGGGAGAGCUGCAGCGCACGCGUUCUGCAGUGCAGUUUAAUGAACACCGUGAAGAAUUUAGAACCCGUUUUCUCUACUAAAACCCAAGGAGUGUGUGGCCGGCAGGCAGUGGUUUCCAAUGUCACGCAGCCUCGCUCCCGUAUCAUGGGGGGGUCUCCAGCGGCCCUGGGGGGGUGGCCCUGGCUGGUGUCGCUGCAGCUGGACGGAGGGAUGAUGUGCGGGGGGGUGCUGGUGGACAGAUCCUGGGUGCUGACUGCGGCUCACUGCUUCACCGGGAGUCGUAAUGAGAACUCGUGGAGCGUGGUGGUAGGAGAGUACGAUCUCACCCAGACUGACCCUGAGGAGCAGGUCCUGCAGGUGAAUCGCAUCCUCACGCACCCCAAGUUUAACCAGAAGAGCUUCAACAAUGACAUUGCGCUGGUGGAGCUGACCUCUUCAGUGCCCGUGUCCCGUCACGUGGCCCCUGUGUGCCUCCCGUCAGCAGAAGGGGAGCCCGCUGUCGGCACAGCCUGCUACGUGGCAGGCUGGGGCUCUCUGUACGAGGAUGGCCCCUCUGCAGAUGUGGUGAUGGAAGCCAAGGUGCCAGUCCUGUCUCAGGGCACCUGUAAGAGCGCACUGGGGAAGGAGCUUCUCACCAGCACUAUGUUCUGUGCAGGGUACCUCUCUGGGGGCAUCGACUCCUGCCAGGGUGAUUCGGGGGGCCCUCUGAUGUGCCAGGACCCUCAGACUGGCCUCUUCCAGCUCUAUGGGAUCACGUCAUGGGGGAACGGCUGCGGGGAGCGAGGGAAGCCUGGCGUGUACACUCGCUUCACAGCCUUCUCAGACUGGGUCAGCACAGAGAUACAAAAGGCCUCUGGGAGCCGGGAGCCUACCUGUCCUGAGCUGUUGAAGGCAGAGCAGAAGAGGUCAGAGUUCGGCCACCUGUGCCAGUUCUACACUGGCUCCUGCCCGCCCUCGUUGGGGGACACUGCCUGCACCCGCCUGGCUGAGGAGAAGUGCCACAGCCAGCACAAGAAGUGCCAGCUGCGUUCGUUCCUGCAGACCCUGCUGGAGCUGCUGCGUCAGGCGGAGGAUUUCAUCAGAGACAAGGUGGACCUGACCUUCUUCACACAGACCCUGCCGCAGUUCAUGGAGCAGAUCUACAGCAGCACCUUCGCUAGGCGAGAGCGCAGGGACGCUCCCUCACAGACAGAGCAGGUCCAGGAGACUGCACUGCCCCAGCAGACUGCCCCCCACCCCCCUGCCCUGUUCGGUGGGGUGGGGCCACGCAUGGAGGACUGGGUGGAGUACCUCAGAGGGAUGGCAGAGGACCUGGAUAAAGACCCCAUUGCCGGAGAUGCUAAGACACUGGGGCUGGAGGAGCAGCUGUUUCUUCAGGAGGAUGCCUCAGAGCUGCAGAGCCUGGAAGGAGACUAUCGCUCUCUAAUAAACACAUUGCGAGUGCAGCUCGGCUCCAGCAGCACUGAGGAUCGGAUCAGCCUGGAGGAAUCCACAGCGUUCACUGUGUCACACAGACCUGCUGCAGCCUCCUCAGCACCCAGUCCAGCCACCCAGUCUGCAGGGCCUUCCUCUGACCUCAGAGGGGAGAAUCGGAGGAAACGCUGGGCCAGGCACAGGAGGGAAGCACUGGGGGAAAACAGCAAGGGUUGCCCCGCGCUCAGAGAGGCUGCCCUCCGCGUCAGUCUGCUGAGAGAAAUGCACUGCUGGAUCCUCGGAAUCCCCCCCCACAGCCUCUCCAUGUCCUUCCAGGAGGUCCUGGUGGACAUGGCCUCGAAGAAUCAGAAGGGUCUGUACGAGGCGCGGGUUCACGCCACCGUGGGGGGGCACCAGGUCACCUUCUACAGUCUGGUGGGGCUGGAGAGCGACUCGUUCUACCGCAGCGUGCCGAGGGUCAUCGCACUGGCGCUGGACGCCACCAAGACGCAAGGCAGGAGCAGCAGAGCAGCAGAGCAGCAGAACGAGCCAGAGAAACCGCAAGGCAGGAGCAACAGAGCAGCAGAGCAGUGGAGCGAGCCAGAGAAACUGCAAGGCAGGAGUAACAGAGCAGCAGAGCAGCAGAGCGAGCCAGAGAAACUGCAAGGCAGGAGUAACAGAGCAGCAGAGCAGCAGAGCGAGCCAGAGAAACCGCAAGGCAGGAGCAACAGAGCAGCAGAGCAGUGGAGCGAGCCAGAGAAACUGCAAGGCAGGAGUAACAGAGCAGCAGAGCAGCAGAGCGAGCCAGAGAAACCGCAAGGCAGGAGCAACAGAGCAGCAGAGCAGCAGAACGAGCCAGAGAAACCACAAGGCAGGAGUAACAGAGCAGCAGAGCAGCAGAGCGAGCCAGAGAAACUGCAAGGCAGGAGUAACAGAGCAGCAGAGCAGCAGAGCGAGCCAGAGAAACUGCAAGGCAGGAGUAACAGAGCAGCAGAGCAGCAGAGCGAGCCAGAGAAACCGCAAGGCAGGAGCAGCAGAGCAGCAGAGCAGCAGAGCGAGCCAGAGAAACCGCAAGGCAGGAGCAGCAGAGCAGCAGAGCAGCAGAGUGAGCCGGAGAAACUGCAAGGCAGGAGCAACAGAGCAGCAGAGCAGUGGAGCGAGCCAGAGAAACUGCAAGACAGGAGUAACAGAGCAGCAGAGCAGCAGAGCGAGCCAGAGAAACUGCAAGGCAGGAGUAACAGAGCAGCAGAGCAGCAGAGCGAGCCAGAGAAACUGCAAGGCAGGAGUAACAGAGCAGCAGAGCAGCAGAGCGAGCCAGAGAAACCGCAAGGCAGGAGUAACAGAGCAGCAGAGCAGCAGAACGAGCCAGAGAAACCGCAAGGCAGGAGUAACAGAGCAGCAGAGCAGCAGAGUGAGCCGGAGAAACUGCAAGGCAGGAGCAGCAGAGCAGCAGAGCGAGCCGGAGAAACCACAAGGCUGGGGCUAGCCAGUCACUGACCACACAGUAUUGCAUAUUUAAUACUUAAUACAGAACCCUGCAAGAACAAUGUGUCACUGGAGGAAUCGGAAGGGUUCUCCUAGGGUGCGAUCCAGACCAGUCAUUUCUGUGAGCUACACUGAAGGAAGUCAUGCUGUUAUAUAUAUACUGAGUAUCAAAAGAAACUUAUCACUUAUAUUUGGAUAAAAUUCACUAGAAAAAUUCAUUGAAAAAUCAUAUUCAUUGAAAAAUGACAAACUUUCUUUUAGAGCAGGUGCAGUGACUUUUUAUUGUGCUGAUUAAUAAUUGACAUCACAAAGGUGCUGCAAAAUAAUCUGUCGAUCUUGGGCAGGUGUUGGGCAGGUGGGUAGGUGUUAUGGCUCUUGGUGUGUCUGGUUAUACCAUCUCGCCAGGUUUGAAAUUGCUGGCUGUGAGCACCCAAGAUGGCGAGCCAGAGUACGCUGCCCUAGUCCAGCCUCCAACAUGCCGAUUGCACGAAGGCGCUGCUCUCUUGACAGACAGCAUAUUGUUUUUUUCCGUGAUUUUCUUUAUUGCUUUUAUUCAAGCUUGCAAUUCAACAGCUGAAAUCACUCCAUAUCCAGCGUCCAAUCAACUGUCUCACUAAUGAGGUGAUUAAGUGCAUAUGCUUCAGUCAUAGUCACUCAAGCGUGUCAUGGUCAAGGAUGAAUGAUCGAGUGAUUAAAAAGAAACCAAAAGCAUGUUGUCAAUGUCCAUCAUUUAUAUACCUUAUUUUUUUCGAAAAUAAAUGUGUUAUAAUAGUGAUAAGUUUAUUUUGAUGUUCAGUGUGUGUGUGUGUGUAUAUAUAUAUAUAUAUAUAUAUAUAUAUAUAUAUAUAUAUAUAUAUAUAUAUAUAUAUAUAUGUUAAUAGCAGUGUACAGCUGUUUGUAUAUGUAUAUUUUUAUAUUGUAAGCUCACCCUUUCAAAACGUUGGAAAUCUAAUUUCUAAUUUGACUGCAGUUUCCAAUAAAUAUUUAUUUGUA
Acipenser ruthenus (sterlet) is the source of this 4484-nucleotide messenger RNA. RefSeq names its product serine protease 56 (gene prss56). The transcript has 16 exons. Lineage: Eukaryota; Metazoa; Chordata; Actinopteri; Acipenseriformes; Acipenseridae. Bases 183 to 3503 code for a protein of 1106 amino acids. The record is from RefSeq and is a predicted model, not a curated record. Gene Ontology annotation, molecular function: serine-type endopeptidase activity. Gene Ontology annotation, biological process: acrosome reaction; proteolysis.